AUGUCUGCGGAUGGUUUGUCGGGUUUCGAUGUCGAAGUAAACAUGAAAGACUUGACAGCAGAAGAAAUACAAAAUAUGGAAUUUGAAUCUAUAGAAAAAGCAGAGGAAUUUUAUGUAGAAUAUGCAAGGUGUCUUGGGUUUUCCGCUAGAAAAGAUGUAAGGCGAGUCACCGCUGAAGGUGUUGUACAUACACGUCAGAUGGUUUGUUCUAGGCAGGGUGAGAGAGCUAAAAAAAAUAUUGAGCGCACUGAACGUUCGAGACAACCCAGGGGAUUGUCACGAACAUCUUGUGUAGCUAUGAUUCGAUUUCACCUUAAUAACAGUAGUGGUACUUAUGGUGUUGUCUGCUUUAUGCCCGUUCACAACCAUCCUUUAACUCCAUCCACACAUGUUCACCUGAUCCCCAAGUAUCGUGGAUUGAAUGAAGCCGAUAAGAAUUUCGUAGAUGGGUUGCAUUCGUACGGGGUUAGAUCUUGUCAUAUUCUGGGAUAUUUGAUGGGUCAAAAAGGUGGUCAUGCAGGGCUUGGUUUUUGCAAAAAAGACCUUUAUAACUACAUCACCAGGAGUGGGAAGGCAAAAAUGGAGGAUGUUGGCGACGCGUAUUCUGCUUUGUGUGAUAUCCAGACAAGAACAGAAAAUGACCACCUUUUUUAUUGUAAGUUUACACUCGAUGAUAUGGGGCAUCUAAAUAAUUUGUUUUGGUGCGACGGAGCUAGUCGCGUUGACUACAGCUGUUUCGGGGAAGUGAUUGCCUUCGAUGCGACUUAUAAGAAGAACAAAUACGACAGGCCACUCGUUGUUUUUUGUGGUUACAAUCACCACAAGGAAACUACAGUUUUUGCCUGUGCCUUAAUUGUCAACGAAAAAACUGAGACAUACAAGUGGUUGUUAGAGACAUUCUUAGAUGCGAUGUAUCAAAAGCAUCCGCUUCGGGUGGUGACUGAUGGAGACAAUGCUAUGAGAGAAGCAAUUAAAUGUGUAUUUCCGAAUGCAAGUCACCGCCUUUGUUCUUGGCAUAUCCACCAGAAUGCACUUGAAAAUGUGAAGAAUAAAAUUUUUUGCCAAGAGUUCUCUUCGUUGGUUUAUUCUACUUGUAGCCCUGCGAGGUUUGAAAGUGAGUGGCAGAGGAUUAUAGAUGAGCAUGGUCUAUCAGGGAAUCCGUGGACUCGAAAGGUUUAUGAGACAAGGAAAAGUUGGGCAGCUGCGUUUAUGCGGUCGGAUAUGUUCUAUGGAAUGAGAACGACUUCAAUGUGUGAAGGUCUAAAUUCAUUUAUUAAAAAUUUUGUGCAGAAAAGAAGCACUCUAGUUGAAUUUGUAAGGGAUUUUCAUAGAGCUUUAGCAGAGUACAGAAACCAGGAAAUGACGUCUGAUUUUGUUUCAACUUACUAUAAACCUGUGAUGUUAACACAUAUGCCAGGUCUUGAGCAAAAAGUUUCUGAGAUCUUCACCAGAGCCAUGUUUAUGAAGGUUAGAGAACAGAUAACAAAUUCAGCCUCGCUGGUUAUUGGUGAACAAGUUUCGUUGGGGAAUACAGUGGUGAUUAAAAUGGAUAGAUUUGGCGUUCCCGGUUCAACGGUGACAGUUUGCGUUGAUUUGGUUGGUCCCAUUUUUAAAUGUGAAUGCCAACACUUUGAGCGCAGUGGGAUUCCAUGUUGUCACGUCUUUUGUGCCAUCAAGCAGAGACACAUGGAUUACCUCCCGGACAACCUGGUUUGCAAAAGGUGGACUAAAAUGGCGAAAAAUAAUGUCUUGACGUGUACGGUGGAUAAACAGGAUGCUGAUAAGUUGGAAAUGUAUCGUCGAAGUUCAUUGACUGCUGCGUUCAAUACAUUGUUGGAGGUUUGUUGUAAAACUGAUUCCAGUUAUAAGCAGGGUAUCAGUGCAAUGUACGGUCUUAUUAACAAGUUCAAGAAAGCUGAUGCUGGGAACAGAGGAAAAAAUACAAAUGAAACCCCGAUUCGCGACCCAAAGAAGUCGAACGCCAAAGGCGCUCCUCGCAAAUACAAUAAACACAAGAAGAAGAAGAAGAAUACAAAGUGUGGCCAUUGUCAGAUGGUUGGCCACGACAAAUCUGGUUGUCCGGUACUACAUCCGGGCAGCGAUUUAGAAUUCGACGACACUGUGCAGACUGAAAAUGAAUCGAUUGAUAUGGAUGUAUCAGAUUCGCUUACUGAAGGCAGAAACGACCGCGUACCCGGUGACAGGAGUAAUGGUGGUCAGCGAAGGAAGAAACAAACUACUACAAGUACAACCACUGAAGUACCAACACAGUCCUCAUCAUCCAGCUACAAUGUAGGGCACGGAUACCCGCACUUUCCAUCACAGUUUAGAGUAAAUCAAAGUGUGGGGUUGUUUCCAAACUUUCCACCAUCGGCUAACUGUGCACCGCAUGCGCCACCAAUGAACAGUAAUAUGGCUAACUGUGCACCGCAUGCGCCACCAACGAACAGUUAUAUGCCGGGUGGAUCUCAUAAUGUUCCUUCUCGUUCAUCGUUCUUGCAAACCUUGGGGGACGUGGAGCUGAAAGCAAAAAUGAAGAAAGAACGACCGGAAAAUUGA
Messenger RNA from Trifolium pratense (red clover), 2559 nucleotides. RefSeq names its product protein FAR1-RELATED SEQUENCE 5-like. The record is from RefSeq and is a predicted model, not a curated record. Bases 1 to 2559 code for a protein of 852 amino acids. The transcript is spliced from 3 exons. Gene Ontology annotation, molecular function: zinc ion binding. Lineage: Eukaryota; Viridiplantae; Streptophyta; Magnoliopsida; Fabales; Fabaceae.